Rosa rugosa (rugosa rose) is the source of this 1010-nucleotide messenger RNA. RefSeq names its product LIM domain-containing protein WLIM1-like. The transcript is spliced from 5 exons. Gene Ontology annotation, cellular component: actin cytoskeleton; plasma membrane. Gene Ontology annotation, biological process: actin filament bundle assembly. Bases 139 to 705 code for a protein of 188 amino acids. The record is from RefSeq and is a predicted model, not a curated record. Gene Ontology annotation, molecular function: actin filament binding. NCBI's taxonomy places the organism in Eukaryota, Viridiplantae, Streptophyta, Magnoliopsida, Rosales, Rosaceae.
UGAAACAGAGACUGGAGAGAGAUAAAAUCUUCAUCUCCUAUCAGGGAAGAAAAGAAAGUUGCUUUGUUUUGUGGGUCUGAGAAUAUAGAGAAAAAGUCUUUGUGUGUUGUGAAUUGAAUUGGGUUAGGACUUUGGAGGAUGGCAACAUUUGCAGGGACGACCCAGAAGUGCAAGGCAUGUGAGAAGACUGUGUACUUGGUUGAUCAGCUCACUGCUGACAACAAAGUCUACCACAAGGCUUGUUUCAGAUGCCACCACUGCAAAGGAACCCUCAAGCUUAGUAAUUAUUCCUCGUUUGAGGGUGUUUUAUAUUGCAAGCCUCACUUUGAUCAGCUAUUUAAGAUGACUGGCAGCUUGGAUAAAAGUUUUGAAGGUAACCCGAAAACUGUGAGAGACAGGUCUGCUGAUCAGGUCAAUAGCAAAGUUUCCAGUAUGUUUGCUGGAACUCAAGAAAAGUGUGUUGCUUGCAAGAAAACAGUUUACCCAACUGAAAAGGUGGGAGUUGAUGGAACAUCAUACCAUAAGGCGUGUUUCAGGUGCACCCAUGGCGGCUGUGUGAUCAGUCCAUCAAACUAUGUAGCUCACGAGCACCGUCUCUAUUGUAAGCAUCACCAUAACCAGCUAUUCAAGCAGAAGGGAAACUUCAGCCAACUUGACAAGCAUGAAGAAGCUAAAGAGGUGACUGAGAACACAGUGGCGGAGUAGCUCUCUCAAAAUUUUCAUACUAAGCAAGAGUCUCCAAUGAAACUGUUGUAGCAUACAGGAAGUGCUAUCGGAGUUCUCUCUCUCUCUCUCUCUGUCUAUUUAAAUGUAAUAUGUUUCAGGUACAAAAAGAGGAAUUGUUUUUUGGCAUUGCUGCUAGGUGUUGAGUGUGUUUGAAUGGGGGUAAACAUACAGGAGCUGAUGUCCAGUUUUCCAAUAAACUAGUGGUAGGCCCAAAUGUGUCCUAUGUUUUCAGAUUGACCGGAUGGUUUUCAUUUACAAUGUCUCUUCAAGUUGUUGUGUCCUCA